Messenger RNA from Carica papaya (papaya), 1004 nucleotides. Its product is annotated as Vacuolar calcium-binding protein-like protein. NCBI's taxonomy places the organism in Eukaryota, Viridiplantae, Streptophyta, Magnoliopsida, Brassicales, Caricaceae. The record is from RefSeq and is a predicted model, not a curated record.
AUAUAUAUAUAUUUGUAUCCUCUCUAUAUAUAUAGCUCUCACACCCAUCUUUCUCUUCACAACCCUCUUUGAUCUCCUCUCUUGAUAUAUCUCUCUCGCAGAUCUUCAGCGAAGAAGCUUUUGUUUUUGUUGCUCUACAAAUGGCCAGUGUUGAGGUUGAAUCAGCUCCCACAACAUUACCAGAGAGCGAGGCGCCACCGGCAACCAAGCCAGUGGCUGAAGAGAAAACCACACCAGAAGAGCCAGUGGCUGCGGCGCCAGCUGAGGUAGAAGCCGUUCAAGAGCCAGAAGCACCAGCGGAGGAAGCUCCAGCUAGCGAGCCGGAAGAACCAGCCGCCGCGGCCCUAGAACCCGAAUCUGUCCCCGAACCCGAACCCGAACCGGAAACCAAAGAAGUCGUUGAAGAAGAAGCCAAGCCCGAGGCAGAACCAGAAGAAAAAGGAACAGACGAAAAACCAGCAGAGCCAGUUGCAGAGGAGGAAGCACCGGUGACGGCGGAUGCUCCGGCGGAGGAAGAGAAGCCAACUGAAGCUGAACCAGAAGCCAGCACAGAAGUUCCAGUGGAGAAGACAGAGGAAUAAGCAGUGAGAAAAUCAGAGAAGGUUGAGGAAGAUCCAUUUCUAGAUUUCAUUUCAUUAUUAUUAUCAUUAGCUUUUCAUGGUUUAUGUUUUUCUUUUUCUUGAAGAAUUUGAAUUGGGACCCUUUUUGAAUUUGGAGAGCUAGAAUACGUUUUUACAGUACUUUGGGUCCAUAUAUAUAAUCAGAGAACCUUCCUCCACAUUUGCAUAUAUAAUAUAUAUACACAUAUAUAUAUAUAUAUAUAGCCAUAGGAGAGGAAGGAAGUUUGUUUGAGGGUCUGGUAUUUGGGAUGUUAGAAUGUUUGAUUGAUCUUUAUUGGCUUCUCCAAGAAGAAGGGUUCAUAUGAGAGUUUGAUGUUGUGUGAUAAUGGAGGUUUGAUCUCUUGAUUUUAAAUAAAAUGGUUUUGUACCAUAUCUUUUUGUUUC